Messenger RNA from Lycium barbarum (goji berry), 1072 nucleotides. Its product is annotated as stress response protein NST1-like. The transcript is spliced from 2 exons. The record is from RefSeq and is a predicted model, not a curated record. Lineage: Eukaryota; Viridiplantae; Streptophyta; Magnoliopsida; Solanales; Solanaceae. The coding region runs from base 85 to 660 and encodes 191 amino acids.
UUGUUAAAGCUACUCUUUAAGUUUUGUCAUAACUGCGUCUCACCAGUCACCACCAUACAACAUACAUACGAAAAAAGCACAAAAAUGCUGCACCUGCGUGGCCAAACCCUAAAGCCCUUUUUCCGAUCAAUUUCCACCACCGCCGCGGGCGGCUCCGCCGUAAAAUCUCAUCACAACGAUGACAAGAACAACCACGGGUUCCUUCCAGCAAACAAGCACCUUAAUUCAUGGACAGAACCUAAAGAUCCUAAAGAAGCUGAAGCUAAGCUCGCGUUUUUACGACGCGAAUACGCGAAGAAAGUGAGGGAAUUUAGGAAAGAGUACAUACAUGAAAUGGAGAUGCAGAGGAUUGAGAAAAUGAGGAAAGACGAAGCGAAAAAGGAAGCGCAAAGGAUUGCUAAUGAAGAGAGGAAAGUUGCUAAAGCUGCUGAGAAGAAAGCUAAAGCUAUGGAAAGAGAAGCUGCUCAACAAGAGUUCCGCAAAACCCUGCUUAAAGAAAGACAGGGAAAGCUUGAAUACUGGAGGAUGAGGGAAAAGAACUUCUCAGAGAAGAAGAAAGAGAAACAAGAUCUUCUUCGACGGCAAAGUUCCAUGUGGAUUGAUGAAAAAGAGUUGGAGAAAAAAGCACUUGAGGCUAUCGUUGAUACUAUUCAACUUUGAAUUGUUAUUCUUCCUCAAACGAUUUUGGUCGACUGUUGUUGGUAGCACUGUUUUGAAUAAAUUCCAAGAUUUUGGACAAGAGGAAAGCUGCUGAUUCUGACAAAAAGACUGAAAAUUCGAAAAAGAAAUCUGCUGCUACCAAGGCCUCUACAUGAACUUUAGUCCUUUGGUUUAUCCCCUAUUUUGUUUCUAGGAUAGAGUUGUAGGAUUUGAACCCCAUUUUGGGUGACAAUUCUGUAACUGCAUUACAACUCCAAUGGCAUAGAAUGAUGAAAGGAGAUGUUUUUACUCAUUUGUUUCACUUGAAUUAGUCAAACUUCCUGAAUAGCUUGUUGGGAUUAUGGAACAUUUGAAGAAAUUUUGUCAUAAUCUUGAUUUUUAAUUUCAUGAACUACAGGUUUGGUAAUUGAAA